Messenger RNA from Sungouiella intermedia, 1572 nucleotides. Lineage: Eukaryota; Fungi; Ascomycota; Pichiomycetes; Serinales; Metschnikowiaceae. The record is from the annotation of a GenBank genome assembly.
AUGAAACAUACAAAGCAGGAAGAUCUCACGGCUGUGUUCAAGAACGCUGAUUCGCAAGGUCUCUUAUCCAGAAGCAUCGUUCCCACCAAGUUCCACGAGAAAAACCCCGAUUUGAUCCUUCAAAACUACGAAGCUUAUAUCAACGACACACCGAAGGUUACCAAGGUGUCCAUUCACGACAAACUCAACAAGAAAGAGUAUUCGACGCCUUAUGAGCUUUAUCAUGAUAUUAAGUUGGUUGCUGGUCAUGAGAUAUCACAGCUUCCUGUUGGAUGUACCGAAUAUCAGGAGAUCGACUUCUUCUUUAAAUUCACUACUGAGCUUUUGUUGAGAGAGGUUGGCACUGUGGGCAUCAAGUUGAAGACCGACUCCCCUGACGACGAGACCUUGGCCAUUUUAUCCGAUGAUUUCGAAAGAAUUUCCACCAGUUACUCCGUCACCAAUGGCGAGGUCAUUACCCAGAUUCAUAAGUACGACGAGCCCAUCGCUCCAGCCUAUCACAGCUUGUAUGGCAGCCAGCCAACACCUCCAGCGACUAAAACCGUGGUUCAGCCAUUAUUUACCGGUCUUGUGGGAAGAUCUGCUCUUGACACUCGUAACACUGUUGUUCCUGGUCCAUACCAGUUGGCAAAGGUUGUGGGCACACCACAUGUGAUUGCUGGCGAAAGCGGUACCAUCAAGGCUUUUGGUGGCUUUUCCUCCAAGAUUCCACCUCCUAACCAGCCUCCUACUCAGGUUUUGGAUAGCUUCUUCCAUCCAAAUUGGUAUACUAUUGAAGCACCUAAGUGGUUAAUUUACAAGCAGAAAACAUUGAAGCCACCUGUUGACUCGACAUUGGUGAAGAAUGUCAACUCUAACGACCUACGUGUGUUCGAGAAACAGAGUCAGUGCGUUUCUUUCGGACCUUUGACUGACCUGAGAGGCUCAGUUUUGAGUGAAGAACUCAAGACGUCUGUAUGGCUCAACCACAUCGGACGCAAGAAAAUUAAUGAAAUCCGAAGAGACUACUUGGCUGCCAAGGAAUCAGACAUCUUGGAUGACGAAGGUCUUGAAUCUGAGACCACAGAGAGUGUGCCAGUUGUGGCAGAGGUGCCAACUGCAGUUUCAGAACCAGAAGUCGAGGAGGAGCCUACCGUUGACGAUGGUAAUGUUAAACUCGAAAACAUUCUUAGAUAUAGCCCAGAAACUGUCAGCAUGUUGCAAUUGUUAAAAGCUGAGAAAGAAGAGCUUGUGAAAACGCCGCGUGAUUUGCAGAGGAUUAUCUCUUCGAGUUUGUUGAAGUUGAAUAAGGUGCGUCAAGAGAGAUACUUGCGUGUAGGUGUUUCAGACCCUACGUCCACCGAAGUCGCCCUCUACAAGAAGAUUCUCAAAUUGGUUACGCUUUUGAUAACAUCCGAUGCUACCAAGCUGAGCGAGUUUGCUUUGAGAAUUAGCAAGAAGUUACCUGUUCUUCUCAAUGAUUACCACGGUGUGCUACCAGCACCCUUGACCAACAAGAUGGCACCUGCCGGCAAAACAGGAAGAUUACCUGGCAUCAGAGGGCCCUACAAGAAAAAGAAUAGAUACUUGUGA